Messenger RNA from Microplitis mediator, 2326 nucleotides. Its product is annotated as glucose dehydrogenase [FAD, quinone]. The transcript has 4 exons. The record is from RefSeq and is a predicted model, not a curated record. Gene Ontology annotation, molecular function: flavin adenine dinucleotide binding; oxidoreductase activity, acting on CH-OH group of donors. Lineage: Eukaryota; Metazoa; Arthropoda; Insecta; Hymenoptera; Braconidae. The coding region runs from base 180 to 2048 and encodes 622 amino acids.
UUGUGCUCUUGGUUAGAGGCCGUACCUUGAUCUCGUCCUCUCAGUUAUUUAAAAUGAUCCAGCCGGCUGGACCACAACUUUAUUUCAAAUGUCUAAUCUUCAAAUUUUAUUACAAUUUUAAUAUUUUUUUAUCUUCUCUGGUUUGAUGUCAUUAUAGAGUUUAUAAUUAAAAUCAAACAAUGGGCGUUGAGUCAACGAUAGCCAGUUAUCUGGGUGGUGCUACUGGAAGUCUCAGUUGGUUUUUUCCAGCUCUGGCAAUGGCUAUUUCGUAUUUUCAAUUGGAAGUCAUGGAUAAAGAGUCACAGCCAAUUGAUAUGCCAACCGAGCUGCUGCAUCCUGCGUAUGAUUUUAUUGUCGUUGGUGCUGGAUCCGCAGGUGCCGUGGUUGCUAGUCGUCUGUCAGAAAUCGAAAACUGGAACGUGUUACUCUUGGAGGCUGGUGGAGAUGAAACGGAAAUUUCAGAUGUACCUUUGCUUGCUGGUUAUCUUCAGCUGAGUAAACUUGAUUGGAAAUACAAAACAGAACCUCAGGGAGAUGCAUGUCUAGCGAUGGAACAAGGCCGCUGUAAUUGGCCACGUGGAAAAGUUCUAGGUGGCAGCAGUGUCUUGAACUACAUGCUGUAUCUUCGUGGUAAUCGAAAGGACUACGACAUUUGGGAACAACAAGGAAAUCCUGGUUGGAGUUCCAAAGACGUUUUGUAUUACUUUAAAAAAUCUGAAGACAAUCGAAAUCCGUAUUUGGCGAACACGAUUUACCAUUCGACGGGAGGUUAUUUGACGGUUCAAGAAGCGCCCUGGCGGACGCCACUGGCAACUGCUUUUGUCAAGGCUGGCCAGGAAAUGGGUUAUGAUAUUCGUGAUAUCAAUGGCGCGCGCCAAUCGGGUUUCAUGAUUGCGCAGGGGACUAUCAGAGAUGGGAGUCGUUGUUCGACAUCGAAAGCCUUUUUAAGACCUGCAAGAUUGAGGCAAAAUUUGCAUGUGGCUCUGAAUUCUCAUGUCACUAAAGUUCUGAUUGAUCCCACGACCAAACGCGCCUACGGAAUUGAAAUGAUGCGCGAGGGUAAAAUGUACAGAAUUCGUGCCAAAAACGAAGUCAUUUUAUCCGGAGGUUCUGUCAAUUCGCCUCAGUUAUUGAUGCUUUCGGGAGUUGGACCUCGGGAUCAUUUGGAACAAUUAGGAAUUCCGGUGAUUCAUGAUGCCGCCGUUGGGCAGAACCUUCAGGACCAUGUUGGACUGGGUGGUCUUACAUUUCUAGUUAAUCAAGAAGUUUCAAUGGUCGAAAACCGCCUGCACAGCGUCUCUUCAGUUAUGAGAUAUGCUCUUUUCGGUGACGGUCCUUUGACCGUUUUGGGAGGCGUCGAAGGACUUGCUUUCGUCAAUACCAAGUACGUUAACGCUACGGACGAUUUUCCGGACAUCGAAUUGCAUUUCAUAUCUGGAUCUACAAACUCUGAUGGCGGUAGACAAAUCAGAAAAGUCCACGGCAUUACACAGCGAUUUUAUGAUGCCGUUUUUGGGGAAAUUAGUAAUCGGGAUGUCUGGAGUGUCAUUCCAAUGUUGCUGAGGCCCAAAAGCAAAGGGCUUAUCAGACUUCGAAGCAAGAAUCCAUUCGAUCAUCCGCUGAUCUAUCCGAAUUACUUCAAAGAGCCAGAAGACAUAGCGACUUUAGUUGAGGGCGUGAAAAUUGGCGUUGCUUUAAGUAGAACAGCUGCGUUUAGAAAGUAUGGAAGUGAAUUGAAUCCAAAACCUUUUCCUGGCUGCCAGCAUAUUCCGCUCUACACAGAUCCUUAUUGGGAGUGCAUGAUAAGACACUACUCUGCUACUAUUUACCAUCCCGUAGGAACCUGCAAAAUGGGGCCCAGUUGGGACAAUGAAGCAGUCGUAGAUCCUCAAUUGAGAGUCUACGGUGUCACUGGAUUACGUGUUAUCGACGCUUCUAUUAUGCCAAAUCUCGUCAGCGGCAAUACCAACGCACCUGCGAUUAUGAUCGGGGAAAAAGGCGCGGAUAUGAUUAAAGAAUUUUGGCGCAAGAGGAAACCCGGUUUAUGAUUUUACCUCUCUUAUGGUGAUAUUUAAGAGACAUUAUGGGGACCUAGUGACCUCGAGAAGUCAAGACUGACUAAAAUUUUUUUUAAGUUUUAAUAGUUUCUGUUACUGUUAAAAAUUUUAUGACAUGACAUUUUUUUAAUAUUAUCAGAUUUUUAAGAUUUUCCAUAUUAAUCAUAAUAAGAAUUAUUAUAAAUAAAUAUAUUAAUUAAUCGAUUACAUGUUUAUCUUUUAAUUUAGAUAAAUGAAACGAUAAAACAAAGAUCGACAAGAUAAACCAU